CUCCUCCUCCUCUCCACCUCCUCCUCCUCCUCCUCCUCCUCCUCCUCCUCCUCCUCCUCCGAGCGGUCUCGGCGCGCGCGAAUGCGCGGCCCCGCGCGCGCUCCCCCGGCGCGCUCACGCGCACACACACAUCGUCUCCAGCUCUCUGCUCGCUCUGCUCGCAGUCACAGACACUUGAGCACACGCGUACACCCAGACAUCUUCGGGCUGCUAUUGGAUUGACUUUGAAGGUUCUGUGUGGGUCGCCGCGGCUGCAUGUUUGAAUUAGGUGGAGAAGCACUUUCAGGCUGGACGAAGUAAAGAUCUUGUUAUUUUUUUUUUUCUCUCUCUCUCCCUUAAGAAAGGAAAAUUUCCCAAGGACUAAUCUGAUCUGGUCUUCCUUCAUCAGGAACGAAUGCAGGAAUUUGAGAACUGAGCAGUGCAAGUGCUGAAGAAGGAGACUUGUUUGGAGGAAAGAGGAAAGAGAAAGAAAAGGAAGGAAAAAAUACAUAAUUUCAGGGACGAGAGAGAGAAGAAAAACGGGGACUAUGGGGAGAAAAAAGAUUCAGAUUACGAGGAUUAUGGAUGAACGUAACAGACAGGUGACAUUUACGAAGAGGAAAUUCGGGCUGAUGAAGAAGGCUUAUGAGCUGAGCGUGCUGUGCGACUGUGAGAUCGCGCUCAUCAUCUUCAACAGCACCAACAAGCUGUUCCAGUACGCCAGCACGGACAUGGACAAGGUGCUGCUCAAGUACACGGAGUACAACGAGCCGCACGAGAGCCGGACGAACUCGGACAUCGUGGAGACAUUGAGAAAGAAGGGCCUUAAUGGGUGUGACAGCCCAGAUCCUGAUGCAGACGAUUCAGUAGGUCACAGCCCUGAGUCUGAGGACAAGUACAGGAAAAUUAACGAAGAUAUUGAUCUAAUGAUCAGCAGGCAAAGAUUGUGUGCUUUGAACAAGAAAGAAAACAAAGGCUGUGAAAGCCCCGAUCCCGACUCCUCUUAUGCACUCACCCCACGCACUGAAGAAAAAUACAAAAAAAUUAAUGAAGAAUUUGAUAAUAUGAUCAAGAGUCAUAAAAUUCCUGCUGUUCCACCUCCCAACUUUGAGAUGCCAGUCUCCAUCCCAGUGUCAAGUCACAACAGUUUGGUAUACAGCAACCCCGUCAGCUCACUGGGAAACCCCAACCUUUUGCCACUGGCCCACCCUUCUCUGCAGAGGAAUAGUAUGUCUCCUGGUGUAACACAUCGACCUCCAAGUGCAGGUAACACAGGUGGUCUGAUGGGCGGAGACCUCACAUCCGGUGCAGGCACCAGUGCAGGGAAUGGGUAUGGCAAUCCCCGAAACUCACCAGGUCUGCUGGUCUCUCCUGGGAACCUGAACAAGAACAUGCAAGCAAAAUCUCCUCCCCCCAUGAAUUUAGGGAUGAAUAAUCGUAAACCAGACCUUCGAGUUCUUAUCCCACCAGGCAGCAAGAAUACAAUGCCAUCAGUGUCUGAGGAUGUCGACCUGCUUUUGAAUCAAAGGAUAAAUAACUCCCAGUCUGCUCAGUCAUUGGCUACCCCAGUGGUUUCCGUAGCAACUCCUACUUUACCAGGACAAGGGAUGGGAGGAUAUCCAUCAGCCAUUUCAACAACAUAUGGUACUGAGUACUCUCUGAGUAGCGCAGACCUGUCAUCUCUGUCUGGGUUUAACACCGCCAGCGCGCUGCAUCUGGGGUCUGUAACUGGCUGGCAGCAGCAGCAUCUACAUAACAUGCCACCGUCCGCCCUCAGUCAGCUGGGAGCUUGCACUAGCACUCAUUUAUCUCAGAGUUCAAAUCUCUCCCUGCCUUCUACUCAAAGCCUCAACAUCAAGUCAGAACCUGUUUCUCCUCCUAGAGACCGUACCACCACCCCUUCGAGAUACCCACAACACACGCGCCACGAGGCGGGGAGAUCUCCUGUUGACAGCUUGAGCAGCUGUAGCAGUUCCUACGACGGGAGCGACCGAGAGGAUCACCGGAACGAAUUCCACUCCCCCAUUGGACUCACCAGACCUUCGCCGGACGAAAGGGAAAGUCCCUCAGUCAAGCGCAUGCGACUCUCUGAAGGAUGGGCAACAUGAUCAGAUUAUUACUUAAUAGUUUUUUUUUUCUUGCAGUGUGUGUGUGUGCUAUACCUUAAUGGGGAAGGGGGGUCGAUAUGCAUUAUAUGUGCUGUGUGUGGAAAAAAAAAAGUCAGGUACUCUGUUUUGUAAAAGUACUUUUCAAUUGCCUCAGUGAUACAGUAUAAAGAUAAACAGAAAUGCUGAGAUAAGCUUAGCACUUGAGUUGUACAACAGAACACUUGUACAAAAUAGAUUUUAAGGCUAACUUCUUUUCACUGUUGUGCUCCUUUGCAAAAUGUAUGUUACAAUAGAUAGUGUCAUGUUGCAGGUUCAACGUUAUUUACAUGUAAAUAGACAAAAGGAAACAUUUGCCAAAAGCGGCAGAUCUUUACUGAAAGAGAGAGCAGCUGUUAUGCAACAUAUAGAAAAAAAAUGUAUAGAUGUUUUGGACAGACCCGGCAAAAGGUGACCAAUUGGUAAAUGUUAGGAACACAGCCAGGUCACCUAGCACCUAACCGAGAAUGCUCACAAACCUACAGGCAUAUCAUUGGCGUAUGGCACUCAUUCAAAAGGAUCAACCACCAUUCAAAGAGGACCAUACCUAUUUUUAAAAAAAGUGGAGUUUGAGGGCUAACAUAUUUAAUUAAAUAAAUAAAUCUGGGUCUGCAUCUCUUAUUAAAUAAAAUAUAAAAAUAUGUACAUUACAUUUUGCUUAUUUUCAUAUAAAAGGUAAGACAGAGUUUGCAAAGCAUUUGUGGCUUUUUGUAGUUUACUUAAGCCAAAAUGUGUUUUUCCCCCUUGAUAGCUUCGCUAAUAUUUUAAACAGUCCUGUAAAAAACCAAAAAGGACUUUUUGUAUAGAAAGCACUACCCUAAGCCAUGAAAAAUUCCAUGCUUUGCUAACCAAGAUAACUGUUUUCUCUUUGUAGAAGUUUUGUUUUUGAAAUGUGUAUUUCUAAUUAUAUAAAAUAUUAAGAAUCUUUUAAAAAAUCUGUGAAAUUAACAUGCUUGUGUAUAGCUUUCUAAUAUAUAUAAUAUUAUGGUAAUAGCAGAAGUUUUGUUAUCUUAAUAGCGGGAGGGGGGUAUAUUUGUGCGGUUGCACAUUUGAGUAACUAUUUUCUUUCUGUUUUCUUUUACUCUGCAUACAUUUUUAAAGAUUAAGGUCAGCUGUCAAAAGGAUAACCUGUGGGAUUAGAACAUAUCACAUUGCAACACCCUAAAUUGUAUUUAAUACAUUCGCAAUGUAUUGGGUCAACUGACAUCCAUUGUAUAUACUAAUUAGUUUCUUUCAUGCUAUUUUUGUUUUUGCAUUUUUAUCAAAUGCAGGGCCCCUUUCUGAUCUCACCAUUUCACCAUGCAUCUUGGAAUUCAGUAAGUGCAUACUCUAACUUGCCCGUAUCCUAAAUCAUCUGGUUGGUUUUCAGCCUAGAACUUGAUAUGCUUCUAAGAAAUAUGCCCAGAAUAGAGAAGCUGUGUUGGGGCCACAUGUCCUGCAAAUAUCACCCUAGAAACAAGUGAUAUGGAAUGUACUCGAUGCAUAAUUUUAAAUUCCCACAGAAGAAAAAUGUGAAAGAUGGGUUGCUAGACAAGAAGGAAGCAGGUAAAGGGAUAGUUGCUUCAUCGUCCAUUUUUAUUUCUUUUCUAUACUGACCCUUAACAAUCUUGUCAGCAAUAUAGGACUGUUGGACAAUCCCGGUGUGUCAGGACCCCCAAAUGUCACUUCUGCAUAAAGCAUGUAUGUCAUCUAUUUUUUUUCUUCAAUAAAGAGAUUGAAUAGCCAUUUCAAGAAAUCCCAUUAAAGAA
Molecule: messenger RNA, 3871 nt
Organism: Sorex fumeus (smoky shrew)
Lineage: Eukaryota; Metazoa; Chordata; Mammalia; Eulipotyphla; Soricidae
Gene: MEF2C
Product: myocyte enhancer factor 2C
Exons: 12
Coding region: 528-2087 (519 amino acids)
Biological process (GO): cell differentiation; heart development; positive regulation of transcription by RNA polymerase II
Molecular function (GO): DNA-binding transcription factor activity, RNA polymerase II-specific; RNA polymerase II cis-regulatory region sequence-specific DNA binding; protein dimerization activity
Source: RefSeq, a predicted model, not a curated record